Molecule: messenger RNA, 701 nt
Organism: Brassica oleracea var. oleracea
Lineage: Eukaryota; Viridiplantae; Streptophyta; Magnoliopsida; Brassicales; Brassicaceae
Exons: 1
Coding region: 99-287 (62 amino acids)
Source: RefSeq, a predicted model, not a curated record
GUAUGGUGUCUCUCACUUCCAAACACCAUAAGAGAUAAGUGAGAGACUUGUAGAUUUCCGGCGAGAACCGUUAUUAAAAUUUCCUAUUAUCAGAGAUAAUGAUUUCUGUUGUUAUAAUCACUGAGCUACUGGUCGAGUACACGACGGCACUCGCGAAACUCGCGGCCGGGAUUCUUCCUAGACGGCGAGGAGACGGUGACGUUAUAAGGAUUGGUGGUUUCUCUCUCCGUUUUCCUUCUAGAUCGACACCUGUUCCAGAUUUCUCUUCUCAUCUAGUUGAUUUCUGAUCUGCGCAAAACCAACUUUCUCAGAUCUCAGUUUUGUGUUCUUCUCCGGAGCUUUCUAGGAGAUCGUGGCGGAUGAGAGACUUCGUUUUGAAGAAACUUUCUCUAGAUUUUGUGUUGAGUGCUUGGUCAGAGCUUUGUAUAAUUGUAUCGAGUUAUUAAUAGAGAAUAUGGUUUUGAAGACUUCGUUUUGAAGAAACUUUCUCGUAGAUUUUUUUGGCUUCACUCUUCUCUUCUGACAAGACGCACUUGUCUGUUUUUUUUUUUUUUUUUGGAACAACAGACGCACUUGUCUGUUUAGACUUUGUUCUUUACCUUUUAAACCAUCGUAUAAGCCAACUGGUUGUAUGGCGAUGGUUGCAACUUGUAAAAUAAACAAUCAAGUUCGUAAAACCAAAACUAUCGUUUUGACUGGUA